This is a messenger RNA of Acinonyx jubatus (cheetah), 9187 nucleotides long. It is a transcript of the gene ELL3, whose product is annotated as elongation factor for RNA polymerase II 3. Gene Ontology annotation, cellular component: transcription elongation factor complex. Gene Ontology annotation, molecular function: cis-regulatory region sequence-specific DNA binding. Gene Ontology annotation, biological process: transcription elongation by RNA polymerase II; snRNA transcription by RNA polymerase II; positive regulation of transcription elongation by RNA polymerase II. The coding region runs from base 7518 to 8705 and encodes 395 amino acids. The transcript has 11 exons. Lineage: Eukaryota; Metazoa; Chordata; Mammalia; Carnivora; Felidae. The record is from RefSeq and is a predicted model, not a curated record.
UAAUAGGGGUCCCAGAAGAAGAGAAAGAGAAAAAGCCUAUAAACUUAUUUGAAAAGAUAAUCGCUGAAAAUUUACCUAAUCUGGUGAAGGAAACAGACAUACAAGUCCAGGAAACCCAGAGAGCCCCAACAAAGAUAAACCCAGAGAUAUCUACACCAAGAUAUAUUAUAAUUAAAAUGGCAAAAGUUAAACAGAGAAUCGUAAAAACAGCAAGAGGAAAACAACUUAUUACAUACAAAGGAAACUCCAUAAAGCUAUCAGCAGAUUUUUCAGCAGAAACUUCACAAGCCAGAAGAGAAUGGCGUGGCAUAUUCAAAAUACUACAAGGAUAAAACUUCCAACCAACAAUUCUCUACCUAUCAAGGUUAUCAUUGAGAAUUGAAGGAAAGAUGAAGAGUUUUCCAGUAAGCAAAAGCUAAAGGGAUACAUCACCACUAAACUGGUCUUACAAGAAAUGUUAAAGAGACUUCUCGAACUGAAAAGAAGUGGCACUAAUCGAUAAUUAGACAAUAUGCAAAAGUAAAAAUCCCUGGAAAAGGUAGAUAUAUAGUAAAAGUAGUGGAUCAAUCACUUAUAAAGCAAGUAUGAUGUUAAAAAGACAAAAACAAUAAAUUUAAAACUAUAUUACUUAGUUAAGAGAUGCAUAAAAUAAAAAGAUGUAAAAUGUGACAUCAAAAAUAUAAAAUGUGGGGUGAGGGGACAAAGAAAAUGUAGUUUGGAAAUGUGUUCAAAAUUAAAGUAGAUGAAUCGAUAAAAAAACAAAAUCAAAGUGUAUGCUGUCUACAAGAGACUCACUUCAGAAGUAAGGAUAUAGACUGAAAAUGAAGAUAUGGAGAAAGAUGUCCCAUGUAAAUGGAAGUGGGGAAAAAAAAUAAAGCCAGGGUAGCAAUACUCAUAGCAGACAAAAUAGACCUUAAAACAAAGACUGCAAUUAUAGACAAAGAAAGACAUUACAUAAUGAUAAAGGUGUCAAUCCAACAAGAAGACAUACAUUUAUAAAUGUAUAUGUAUCCAACAUAGAAGAACCAAGAUAUAUAAAGCAAAUAUUAAUGGACCUAAAGGGAAAAAUUGACAGUAAUACAAUAACAUAAGGGACUUUACCACCCCACUUACAUCAAUGGAUAGAUUAUCCAAGCAGAAAAUUAAUAAGAAAACAUUGGCCCUAAGCAACACACUAGACCAGUUGGAUUUAAUAGACAAACAACAUUCCACCCAAAAGCACAGAAUACACAUUCUUAAGUGAACAUGGAACAAUCUAUAGGAUAGAUCACGUUAGGCCACAAAAUUCAAGAAGACUGAAAUCCUAUCAAGCAUCUUCUCUGACUACAAUAGUAUGAAAUUAGAAAUCAAUUACCAGGAGGAAACUGGAAAAACCAUUAAAAUGUGGAGAUUAAACAACAUGCUAAUGAACAACCAAUGGGUCAUUAACAAAAUCAAAGAAGAAAUUAAAAAAUACCUAGAGACAAAUGAAAACAAAUACAACACGUCAAAAUUUGGAGGGGGGGGGCAGCAAAACUAUUCUAAGAGGGAAGAUCAUAGCAAUACAGGUCUACUUCAAGAAAUAAGAAAAAUACCAAAUAAACAAUUUAACUUUAUACCUAAAGGAGAGAGAAAAAGAAUAAAGGAAGCCCAAUGUCAGUAGAAGGAAGGAAAUAUUGAAGAUCAGGGUGGAAGUAAAGACUAAAAAAAGAUGAAGAAAAGAAAAGAUCAAUGAAACUAAGAGCUCUGAAAAGAUAAAUAUAGUUGACAAAUCUUUAGCUAGGCUAAUGGAGAAAAAAGAGCUCUAAUAAAAUUAAAGAGGGUUGCCUGAGUGGCUCAAUCUGUUAGGCAUCUGACUCUUGAUUUCAGCCUGAGUUGUGAUCUCACGAUUCAUGGGUUCAAGCCCCACAUCAGGCUCUGCACUGACAGUGUGGAGACUGCUUGGGAUUCUCUCUCUCCCUCUGUCUCUACCCCUCUUGUCCAUGCUCACACUCUCUCUCAGUGCAGUGGGGCUCUGCAUUGACAGUGCGGGACCUGUUUGGAAUUCUCUCUCUUUCCCUCUCUCUGCCCCCCCCCCACUCACAUGUGGGCUCUCUCUCUCUCUCAAAAUAAAUAAACUUAAAAACUUUAAAACAAAUAAAUAAAAAUUUAAAAAUCAGAAAUUAAAGAGAGGUUACAACUGACAAAACAAAUACAGAGGAUCACAUGAACAACUAUAUGCCAGCAAAUGGAACAACAGAAAAAAUGGAUAAAUUCCUAGGAUAUACAUUCUUCCUAAACUGAUCCAUGAAGAAAUAGGAAAUCUGAAUAGACUGAUUACUAAUAAAGAGAUUGAAUCAGUAAUCAAAAACCUCCCAACAAAUAAAAAAAGUCCAGGACCAGAUGGCUUCAUUGGCGAAUUCUACCAAACAAGAAAAAUUUAAUACCUAUCCUUCUCAGCCUCCUCCAAAGAAAUCAAAGAGGAGGGAACAUUUCCAAACUAAUUUUAUGAGGGAAGCAUUACCUUGAUACCAAAAUCAGACAAGCACCCCCCCCACACACACACACAUUAGAGGCCAAUAUCAUUGGUGAACACAGAUAUAAAAAUUCUCAACAAAAUAUUAGCAAACUGAAUUCAACAAUAGAUUAAAAGGAUCAUAUACCAUGAUCAAGUGGAAUUUAUUCCAGGGAUGCAAAGAUAGUUCAACAUCCACAAAUCAAUCAACAUGAUACAUCACAUUAACAAAUGAAGGAUAAAAGUCAUAUGAUCAUCUCAAUAGGUGCAGAAAAGUCAUUUGAAAAAUCCAGCAUCCAUUUAUAAUAACCCUCCACAAAGACAGUUUAGAGGGAAUGUAUGUAAACAUAAUAAAGGUCAUACAUGACAAGUCAACAGGUAAUAUGUUGGAAAGCUGAAAGCUUUUCCUCUAAGAACAGGAGGCAAGGAUGUACACUCUUGCCACUUUUAUUCAACAUAGUAUUGGAAGUCCUAGACACAGUAAUUAGGCAAGAACAAGAAAUAAAAGGCAUCCAAAUGAGAAAGGAAGUAGUAAAACUGUCAUUACUUCUAGAUGACAUGAGUCAUAUAUAAAAUACCCAAAAGAUUCCACCAAUAAAGUGUUAGGAUAAAUGACUUAAGUAACAGGAUACAAAAUCAACAAGCAAAAAUCCAUAGUGUUUCUAUAUACUAAUAGUGAAUUAUCAGAAAGAAAUUAAGAAAACAGUCCCAUUUAUAAUUGCAUCAAAAAUAAUAAAAUAGGGGUCCUUGGGUGGCUCAACUGGCUCAGUCAGUUAAGUGUCUGACUUCAGGUCAGGUCAUGAUCUUGUGGUUUGUGGGUUCCAGCCCCGCAUCAGGCUCUGUGCUGACAGCUCAGAUCCUGGAGCCUGCUUUGGAUUCUGUGUGUGUCUCUCUCUCUGCCCCUGCCCCACUCACACUCUGCCUCUCUCUCAAAUAAAACAUUUUUUUUAAUCUUAAAAAAAAGAAUAAAAUAUAGGCACAAAAUUUAACCAAGAAGAUGAAAGACCUGUGCAUUGAAAACUAUAAGACAUUCAUGAAAAAAAUUGAAAAAGACAAAUAAAUGGAAAGAUACUCUAUGCUCGGCUCAUGGAUUGGAAGAAUUAUAUUGUUAAAAUGUCCAUACUACCCAAAGCAAUCUACAGAUUCAAUCCAAUCCCUAUCAGAAUUCCCAUGGCAUUUUUCACAGAACAGUUUUAGAAAUAAUUCUAAAAUGUGUAUAGAACAACAAAAGAUCCCAAACAGCCAACGCAAUGUUGAGAAAGAGAACAAAGUGGAGGUAUCAGCUCUCUGAUUUCAAACUACAAAGCUAUGGUUAUCAAAAACACAGACACACAGAGCAAUGGAACAAAACUGAGAGCCCACAGUUAAACCCACAUAUGGAUGAUUAAUGCAUGACAAAGGAGCCAAGAACGUACAAUGGAGAAAGGAUUGUCUUUUCAAUAUAUGGUAUUGGAAAAACUGGAUCACUAUCUUACACCAUACACAAAAACUAACUCAAAAUGGAUUAAAGACUUGAAUGUUAUACCUGAAACCAUAAAAUUCCUAGAAGAAAACAUAGGCAGUAAGCUCCCCAACUUUGGUCUUACUGAUAAUUUUGUGGACCAGACUUCAAAGGCAAGGGGAACCAAAGCAAAAAUAAACAAAGAGGAUUACUUUACAAUGCUUCUGCACAUUGAAAGAAAACAUCAUCAAAAUGAAAAGGCAACCAAUUGAGCAGGAGACGAUUUUUGAAAAUCAUAGACCAGGGAUUAAUACCCAAAAUAUAUAAAGAACGCAAACAACUCCAAAAACACAACAACAAUAAGAACCAGACAACUUAAAAUAGGUAGAGGAUAUGAAUAGACACUUAGUAUAUCUACAGGUAUGUGCAACCAUCACCUCUGUCGGUUUUAGAACAUUCAUCACAGAGGUCAAUUUUUUUUUUUUUUAAGAUUUAAAAAAAAUUUUUAAGUUUAUUUAUUUUUGAAAGAGAGAGGGAGAGAGCACAAACUGGGAAGGGGCAGAGAGGAGAGACAGAAUCCCAAGCAGGCUCCACACCGUCAGCACAUAGCCCAAUGUGGGGCUUGAACUACACAGCAUGAGAUCAGACCUAGGCUGAGAAGCUCAUCGGAAGCUCAAUGGCCUGCACCACCCAGGUGCCCCUCACAGUGGUCAAUUCUUAACCUUCAUUUUACUUGGCCUAUCAAUAGCUUUUGACAUAGUUGACCAAUCCCUGUCUUGUUGACACAUUUUUUCACUUGGCUUUCAGGACAUCACACUCUCUUGGUGUUUCUCCCUCCUCACUGGUCAUCUCCUUUCAUUUGGUUUUGCUUUUCUUCCCCCAUGACUUGCUUCUAGAGAUUGCAGUGCUCCAGGGUGUAAUCUUUUAAACUCUUUAUUAUCCUCCUGGGUGAUCUCAUCUAGUUUCAUGGCUUUAAAUACCAUCUAUAUAUUUAGUACUAUCAAGUUUACAUCUCUAUCCCAGACAUCUUUCACCAUCUCUAAGUUUGUGUAUGUAACUGUCUGCUCCACAUCCCCAUGUGGAUUGUAAUAGAUAACUCAACAUGUUCAAAACUAACCCUGUUACACCUGCAGUCUUCCCUACCUCAGCUGAUGGCAAUUUGAUCCUUCUAGUUGUUCUGGCCAAAAAUCUUAGAGUCAUCCUUGAUGCCAUUUCUCUCUCACAUACCACAUUCAAUCCGUUACCAAAUUCUGUCGGCUGUAUACAUUCAGAACCCUAUCCCUUCUCCCACCUCCUCUCCUACCCCCUGGUGUGAGCUGUCACCAUUUGUAGCUUGAAUUACUGCAGCAGCCUCCUAACAGGUCAUAUUGCUUUUAAUCCUUGUCCCUCUACAGUCUAGUCUUAAUACAGCAACUACAGUGAUCCUUUGAAAAUAGAGGUGACGUCUUGUUACUCCUCUGCUCAAAACCUUGCAGUGACUCCCCAGAGUAAAAUCCAAAGUUCUUAUAGUAGUCCACAAGGCCUUCCAGGACCUGAUCUGCCCUUGCUCCUUACCUUCUUGAUUUUACUUCUUUACUCUCACCCUUACUUUAAUGCAGUUACAUAGGCCUCAACUUUUCCUCAAACACUCCAGGCACACUUCUCACUCAUUUACAGAGUUUGCACUGGCCAGUCCCUCUGACUAGAAAGCAUUUCCUCCAACUGUAUGGUUUGGGGAUUUGGUUUGGCCAAUCCCCUCACCUCCUUUAGGGCAAUGUUCCAAUUUCAUCUUCUCCCUAAGGUCAUCUCUUAUCACCUUACUUAAUAUACAGUCAACCCUCUCCACCCCUCUUGACUUCCUCCUCCUCUACUUCCAAACCCACUUACCUUGCUCUAUGUUUUCUUUUAUCUAUAGCACCUUUUAACAUACAGUGUUAUUUCUUGUGUUUAUUUCUUAGCUUUGUCUAUAGUGCCUUCUUCCCCUCUGGAAUAAGUUCUCCAAAGCAAGAAAUCCAUUCAUUGAUGUAUCCAAGGAUAUAGCACAAUGUCUGGUACAAUAAUUAUGUGUUGAAUGAGUGAAUGAAAAAUGUGGGUGAUAGUACCUACUCUAAAAUUAUUUUAGGGAUUAAAUUAAAUGCAAAGAUCUUGACACACAAUGGACAUCCAGCAUGUUAGAUUGCUACCUCCCUUCUCCCUUCCCCAAGUAUCUUUCCCACUUGCCUCCUCUUAUAGCACUGUUCCUUCCCUCUUCUCUGAAAAAUUUGACAAUUCUGGGCUCUCCUUUGAGUUUAAAUCCAGGAAAAUCCAACAAAAGUCCACAGAUGUCAUCUGAGAAGAAAAGGAACACUGGGACACCAGCUUUACCCACUGCCACACUGUUAAUCAAAUUAAGAAACUGUCACACAGAGAAGCAGAAAGACCCAAAGAGAUGGAAAGAUAAAUGUUUUUGUUAUUGGAGUUGGAGAUUUAUUACACCAUUUUUUAAAAUUACCUUUAUUGAGGACUAAUUUACAUGCAUUAAAAUAUACAUAUUUUAAGUGUACUGUUUGAUGAGUUUUGACAAAUGUAUAGGUAAUCUGAUUUGGGAUGGAGGGCAUUAAGGUCACCUGGGAUUAUGUAGGUCCAGGGGUUUAACAGAGGGAUCCUGGCCAGGAAAGAGAACAUUAAGACUCUUGGAAAACAUAAACAGAGACAAGUGGAGACACCAGGGCCAACCUGAAAUUGUUCCUGGGGUUUCUAUGCACCAGGAUCUGAACCUCCAGAAUGUCUCACAACUUCGUGGCACCUCUUGGCCCUCCUGAGGGAGUGGGCCAGCUGCCUUUCACACCAGUCUCACGUGUAUAUGCCAGGAGCGGUGACCUGUGACUGAGCCCUCACUUCUCUGCUCUGCAACUGUCCUGCCAAUACCCACACCCCUCAUCCUCGCCUACCGGUGGGGAUGGGAGGGGUCCGUUCCAGACCAGGACAGCCAAUUUUCACCGCUGCCAGACACCCACCGGGUCUGAUUUUCUCUCCAGUCUCAGUUAGAAAUCGUCUUCGAGUCCUCGGCAGCACCGCAGGCCGGAAAAAGCAAAAGUGCCGCUCCAGGUGUUGGCAUCAGAAAUAAUCCUUCGGGUCUGCCAUUCUCUGGUCCCUGGGAGCUCUUGGCCUCUGAGGUGCGAUCUACUGAGCCAGGCCAGCAACCAGGUCCGCUCCCGCCUCCUCAGCUUCUGAAAUAUUCUAGGGGUUGCAGGUUCAGCUUCACUUAGAGACAGCAACUCCGACUUCAGGUUGGCUAGGGAAACUGAGGCACGACGGGGGAUUUUAGGUGAGGGGUCUAAAGUUGGCCGCAGACUUUACUCCUGUAACAGCGAUAACCCCUAUCGAAAGCCCAGUGUGGUGCGUGCCGAUCUAAGAAACCAGUGGGCCGGUUUGCGCAGACAUCUGGGGGAUAGCGAAGCACCGCCCAAGCGGCUGGGAAACCUCAGGGGUGGCGCUGGCUGGAGGUGGGGCCAGGGGUGGGUCCUGGCGGAGGGCGGGGCCGACCUGGGCUACCAGGAGUGCCAGCCUAGCCCUGUACAGCAGAAGUGGUGGUAGUCGCCUUUGCCCUUGGUUCUUGUUCUGCUUGCGCUCGACCUCGCAGCCAUGGAGGCACCCCAGGAGCUUCUGAGUGGGAAGCUCCAACUCUGCUUCACCCCCGCUGCCGGGACCAGCCUCCUGAUGCUCAGGCUGAACGACGCGGCGUUGCGGGCGCUGCAAGAGUGUCGGCGGCAACAGGUUCGGCCAGUGAUCGCUUUCCAAGGCAACCGAGGGUAUCUAAGGUUCCCAGGACCUGGCUGGUCCUGCCUCUUCUCCUUCAUAGUGUCCCAGUGUGGCCAAGAGGGCCCUGGUGGCUUGGACCUUGUGUACCAACGCUUAGGCAGAUCUGGGCCUAACCACCUCCACUGCCUGGGCCCACUCAGGGAACGCCUCACUAUUUGGGCAGCCAUGGAUUCCAUCCCUGCCCCAUCUUCAGUUCAGAGACACAACCUAACUGACAGUGCCAGAGAUCGUGAGAGUUGGCAGAACAUAGGAGACUAUUCUGAGGAAGACACAGUUUCACAGCCACAAAUGGCACUAAAAGAGGUGCCAGAUCCACUGGCAAGCAGCCAAAGACAGUCACUCCCAGGAUCCUCAGAGGAACACAUGGCACAGUGGGAAGUGAGAAACCAGACCCAUCUUCCAAACAGAGAACCUGAUCAGGCACUGCCUUCCUCAGCUAGCCAGAAACAUUCGGACAAGAAGCGCCCAGCACCUGCAACCACUAGAAAACUAAAAGAAAAGAGGCUCAGAACCCUGCCUUUAGCUCCAAGUCCCCUACAAGCACUGCCCAGUGAGGACCUGCAAGAGGGAGAUUGGGAGCAAGAAGAUAAAGAUGAAGACAUGGGCUCCAGGCUGGAACACAGUCCCUCAGUUCAAGCAGAUUCUGAAUCCCCAAGCCCUGAAGAAGUACCAGAUUAUCUCCUGCAAUACACAGCCAUCCACAGUGCAGAGCAGCAACAUGCUUAUGAGCAGGACUUUGAGAUGGAUUAUACUGAAUACCGCAUCCUCCAUGCUCGUGUUGGGGCUGCAAGCCAAAGGUUCAGAGAGCUGGGAGCGGAGAUCAAGAGAGUUCAGCAAGGAACUCCAGAACAUAAGGUGCUGGAAGAAAAAAUAGUCCAGGAAUAUAAGAAGUUCAGGAAGCGGUAUCCAGGUUACAGGGAAGAAAAGCGUCGCUGUGAGUACCUGCAUCAGAAAUUGUCCCACAUUAAAGGUCUCAUCCUGGAGUUUGAGGAAAAAAACAGGGGCAGCUGAAGCUAUCAGAAGGCUCUUUACCCUCUCUCUGCUCAGUGAGAUAUGAAGGAACAAAGCAACUAUAAACUGCAGAGUGCAAUUGUCUGCUCUUCUUAUUGCUGAGUCCAUGGUGGCAAGUACGAGAGCUCUUCUAUUCUAAGAUUUCACUUUCAUUGUUGUCACAUUUUACUUUUUAGGAUGUGGGCACAGUGCCAAGAUUCCACAACUGUGCCCAGGAGACUAGGAAGAGUAGCAGAGGCUUGGCUUCUUCAUCUUUAGUUCAGCCAAGUCAUUUUCAAAUCCUGAGAAAUGACACCAUUCCCAGGACAAGAUACCUUGAGAACAUUAGAAUUUAGACUGGUAGCCUCCCUAAAGCAACAGUAAAGAGAACUUUUGGUAACAGAGCUAAAAGAACUUGUAAUACACCUGGAUAUAAUGGGAAAGGGCUUAGUUGUUCCCCAUGUACUAAAAGUGAAUUCUUUUACAAACAUGGCUAAAUAUUG